Durusdinium trenchii is the source of this 1122-nucleotide messenger RNA. NCBI's taxonomy places the organism in Eukaryota, Dinophyceae, Suessiales, Symbiodiniaceae. The record is from the annotation of a GenBank genome assembly.
CACUGAUGUCUUUUUAGUAGGUGAAAUUGUUUUCCUUGUGCAAUGGACACUGUUCAGUCACUGAGGGAGGGCGUGCUGCAGGUGGAGAAGUUUGCGAACUUGGAGGAUGUGAGGUCUCGCGCUGAUCGACAUGGCUCCAAGCUAAAUGGAGUGAAGGAAAGCAUGAUGAGUUUGGUGCACUCCGUGCAAUCCGAGAUUAAAGAGAGAGUGGAUGCGCGGUUCCACAGUCUGGCAAGAAUUGUGAGCACAUUAAGGCAUUUUCACCGCACACUGUGCGGUUUAAGGGUUUGUUCGGGAGCAACCUGCAGCCAGGCGAAUAAGGCACUCAACGCAAUGUUUGAGUCACAGGUUCAGGCCAUUCAGGAUCGGCUCGAAUUUGUCUUCAUGAAAAAGCUUGACCGCUUAGAUCAUAGUGUUGCAGCGAUCAGCCAAAGAAUGUCGGUCGUUGAGCGUGACUUUGCCCUCACUCGAGAGAAGCACAUGCAGGACAUGCUGAGACGAAACCAGCACUUGGCACAGGACGCUGAGAAGUUCAUGUCAGCCCUAAGAAGCGAGAGAGCUGAUCGGCAGCAUCGCGCAGAUGGUUUUGCACGACAGCUUUCGGACUACGAGGCCAAAACCCGCACAUUGAUAUCAUCUCAAAUGCAGAUGAGAGAGCAACAGUACCAGAGUUUGCGAGAACAGCUUGAUGAGGUCAAGCGAAAAAGUGAUACAGGAGAUGAUGAACUACAGAGGGAUCUGGAGGAGAAGGUGGCUGACAUCAAAGCCAUGUUGGCAGUAGAGCAAAAGGCUCGAACGCAGGCCGAUGACGACAUCAUGCAGGCUCUGAAACACUACACCACGUGCAUUCAGGAGGCUCUUCGGACCAUCAACCAAAACUGACCGUGAGAAAGCCACAUUCAACGACUCAUCCGCGCGCUACACCGUGACAGACCAUCCAAGUCAAUGUACUUGCUUUACUUUUGCCAAAGGCGAACAUGUGAAUGUGAGGAUGAAGGUUCUGCUGAAACUGAGCGGAUACCACAUCUGGUGAUUUUGUCGACCACUCACAAUCUCACAAUUCUAGUUUGAUUGGCAAACCUUCUGAGAAAGCUUUGCAAAAGCGUGGAGGCAAUUGGACGG